Amoebophrya sp. A120 is the source of this 1213-nucleotide messenger RNA. The record is from the annotation of a GenBank genome assembly. NCBI's taxonomy places the organism in Eukaryota, Dinophyceae, Syndiniales, Amoebophryaceae.
AGAAGCUCGCGGUUUGCAACAGCGUUGCUUCGUCGAAAGGCCUUUCAGAACAUUCCACCAGCGUCAUACGACAUUAAUGUUAUCGCCCCCCGCCCGGAAAAUCCACAAGCACCAGUCCCUGAGUAGCACGACCCCUUCCCUGCAGGGAGUGCGCGACGCAUUUUCUAGUCGAGAAUAGUGGCUCUCCAUUUCUACUACUUUAUUUCUUUAUUUCUGUGCAACCAAUGCGUAGGCUGAUUCGCAAGAAAUGUCGUGCGUGGGUGUCCGCUUAAGGCACCGGGGAAGUAACCGUCUUUAGGCAGGUACUCUCAAGUCAGUUUCUUCGCGGCUCUACGGCACCGUGGUCUCAGAAUGUCCGAAACGUCGACACCAGCGCCAGCAACCGCACCUCCGGCCCCGGGCCCCGAAUCUACUACCCCGGCUCCGAGUCCGGGAGCGAAUUCUCCGGUACCGGGGCCGAGCCCUCCGGUUCCGGCACCCGGACCAGUCGCCACCCCCGUCCCUGCCGUGCCGGAGGAAGCAUGCGACACAAGCGUUCUGCUCGCCGCGAUAUUGAUUCCCGCCCUGCUGAUAGGCGCGUUGUUUUGUUAUUUCUUCUACAAACACUACGCGAUGAAGCAGAAAGCACGUCGUGAUGAAGAGAAUUGGGAGGAGGACUAUUGGGAGGAGGACGUGCCCGCGGUGCCGCCAGACAAGUGGGAACUGCACGGCCUGAACAAGGAUCCCACGGGCUACUACCAGAAGACCGGCGACGAAGUGCUGGACUCCAUCGGCGCGAAGCACGCCCGCCACGGCCGCCCGGUGCGGCCGGUGGUGCAGUCGUACUAUCGCGACGACGUGCCUUACCACACCACCCAGCCUCUCCGUCCAAGCGCCGCCGGGGCAGACUAUUACGAUUGGGAGAUGCAGCAGAAUCAGAAGGACAAGCAUUCCGGAAAGGGCGGUGGCAAGGGCAAGGACAACGCAAAGAAAGGCGGCGCACCCGAAUCCGAUGACGAAGCAGAAGAGGCACCGCAACAGACUUGGUGGCAGUGGCUUAUAGGGGAAAAGACCGAAGAGCAGGCUUUUAUGGAUACCUUGUAGUGUCAAAGGAAACGUGCGCGGAACUUCGGAAGAAAAAAGACGCGGUCCCGGCGCAUAUGCACAAAAGAGCACACGUCAGCACAAUUUUUUUACAGUAAAUAUGUUCGCUUGGACAAAAAUAUAAUUGCGG